AUGUAUGACCGGGCUCCCCGCUCCUUGUCCUUGACUGUCGGCGGCACCGACGCCCAUCUGGGCCCGGGCUCCUAUGCGUUGCCUUCAAAGACCAAUCGGCUCCGAGAUGGCUAUGCUCCGUUUCUUUCUUUGGCAAGUCGUGGCCUUGGAAGUAUUUCUCAGAAUGCUGAGGAUGAUGUUCCAGGGCCGGGAUACUAUGAGAUUGAGAGAACACAGAAAAUUAUUAAAGGGGGGCUAAGUCCUCAGUAUAAAGAGAAGCGUUUCAAAGAGAUCCGUGCUGAUACCCCUGGUCCUGGAACAUAUUGCCAACCUCCAUCAAUGAGUCAAGACAUCAGUAGGGCAAAGAGACUGUCUAAAAUCUCUGCAGCACAGAAACUUGCAGAGUGUAUCAAAAUCUUCCGGAAGUCGGAGGCACCAUCUAUUCCUUCCCAAGGGCAAGCGUUUGGUUAUGAAGAGACUGAGGAUGGCACUCUUAUAAAACAUAAUCCUCCUGCAAGAGACAGUACUUUGGGUCCAGCAUACUAUCAGACAAAAACUUAUGAUACUUAUCCUACCAUGAAGUAUAAAGGAGUGCAUUUUGGGAACUUGACAGAAAAGCGACAUGAAUUUAAGCCACAUGAGGGCCCUGGACCUGCAGAUUAUGAUGUAAUUCAGGAAAACACAGUGCAUUAUGAAAAUGUCAACAUCAGAAGGGAAGACCAUAAAAAAUAUGACCUCUGUGUUCCACGGUAUCACGAAGUAAUCGUAUUACAGGAAGAAAAGAAGGGUGUUCCAGGUCCUGGCCAGUAUGACAUAAAAAGUCAGUUCGAGAAGGCAGAUAGUACAACACAAUGUGAAAUUCAUCGUGCUCCUUUUCUUUCUCUUGCCCAGAGGUUUGCACCUGUGAAGUCAUCCUCUCCAGCUCCUGGCACAUAUAAUGAAACUCGUUGUGCUCUUGAGUCCUUGAAGAAAGCAACUAAAACAAAAAACAUCCCAUUUGGCCAUACAGCUGUUCGGUUCACCCGUGACUAUAGGCUGCAAAAAACACCAGGUCCUGCAUUCUAUAAUAUUCUCAACUACAGCAUUGCAACUGAAAGUGUGAAAAAAGCUGUCCUGGAAAAAGAGACAAAGGGAGCAUUUGGUUCUUCAGUUCCUAGACUCUUAUAUUUGGUUAAGAGGGAAGCCUUUUGUACUCCUGGACCAGCUGAUUAUCAGAUUAAAGAGACCAUUGAAGAACCAAGUAAAAAAAAGAAGCAAUUGGCUGUUUUUGCAUCAGUAACAGAAAGGAUUCCAAUAAUGAGCACGGAAGCUCCACCACCAGGCUCCUAUGAUGUUCAGAAAUCAUUUGAGAAAUCGCAGUGUAAAAGUGAGCACAUGCCUCCACGAACUGCAGUGGCUAAAAGGAAGCACACUUCUUUUCUCAGUGGAACAUUUAGGCAAGGUGUAUCUCAGGUCAAGGUGGAUAUGCCAGGACCAGGGGCAUACAACCCAGAAGCUAACAGCUCGGGGGUGAAAUCACCUUCCAGUGUUACAGUAUGGGUUUCCCGAGUGGAGCGUUUUAAAGAAGCAAAAGAUGACUCUCCUGGUCCUGGGGCAUAUGAGCUGAGCCCACUUUUUAGAGAUACAGUCCUGAAGAGAACAUUCAAUACAACCCUAAAUAAUCCGGUUGUGAUUCAAGUGGACAAUUCCAUUUACAAACCUCUGGCAGACAAAGACCUUUACUGUGUGUCUAAUGAACUAAUCUUGAAAAAGUGA
Rhineura floridana is the source of this 1734-nucleotide messenger RNA. RefSeq names its product sperm tail PG-rich repeat containing 2 (gene STPG2). The coding region runs from base 1 to 1734 and encodes 577 amino acids. The transcript has 13 exons. NCBI's taxonomy places the organism in Eukaryota, Metazoa, Chordata, Lepidosauria, Squamata, Rhineuridae. The record is from RefSeq and is a predicted model, not a curated record.